Messenger RNA from Meleagris gallopavo (turkey), 627 nucleotides. It is a transcript of the gene TAFA4, whose product is annotated as TAFA chemokine like family member 4. The record is from RefSeq and is a predicted model, not a curated record. NCBI's taxonomy places the organism in Eukaryota, Metazoa, Chordata, Aves, Galliformes, Phasianidae. Gene Ontology annotation, molecular function: receptor ligand activity.
CAAAGUGAAGAGAACAUUCUGAAAUGCAGAAAGGCUUAUCUGCAGCCGCAAAUGGGAAUCUGGAAUAACUAUGAAAAACACACUGAAAUAAUUGUGUUUGACUGGAACAAAAUUCUUGCAAAGUCCCCAAGGAUGAGAUUCUGUGCCAAAUCAAUGCUUCUAUCUGACUGGCUCUUUCUGGUCUAUGUGUUAAUGGUCUGCUGUAAAUUGUUGUCCGCCUCUAGCCACCAUCCCCGGGGACACACAGGCCAGCACCAAGUCAAGCAAGGGACAUGCGAGGUUGUGGCAGUGCAUCGUUGCUGCAAUAAGAACCGGAUUGAGGAACGAUCGCAAACAGUCAAGUGCUCCUGCUUCCCAGGGCAGGUGGCUGGGACAACGCGGGCUCAGCCCUCGUGUGUGGAAGCUUCUAUUGUCCUGCAGAAGUGGUGGUGUCAUAUGAACCCCUGUUUGGAUGGAGAGGACUGUAAGGUACUACCAGACUAUUCAGGGUGGUCUUGCAGCAGCGGAAAUAAAGUCAAAACCACAAAGGCAAGUAACACGGUAGCAAAGAAUAAACCUGUGGAUCCUAUUGGAACAAUGUGUGUGCAAUGCACUGCUUGGCUGUUAGACAGAGACCCUAUUUUGUGA